CCCCUGUUCGCCACUUUCGCUCCUCUCUUCGAGUUGCGGCCGCCAUAGCUUAACGUGAAAUAGUAGUUGCUGCGCCUUCCCCGCAUCAACGAAAAUGGUUAAGUUUUUGAAGCAGAACAAGGUGGUCGUUUUGUUGAAUGGGCGGUAUGCAGGGCACAAGGCUGUGAUCGUGAAAAACUUCGAUGAUGGCACGAGCGGGAGACCUUAUGGCCAUGCCCUGGUGGCGGGCAUAGCCAAGUAUCCUCGAAAGGUUACGAAGAAGUUCUCUCAGAAGAAGCUUGCCAAGAGGGUCAGGCUCAAGCCUUUCGUCAGGGUCAUCAACUACAACCAUAUCAUGCCGACGACGUACGCUCUCGAUGCGGAUCUGAAGACCACCGUUGUUCUAGAGAAGCUUGAAACACAGACGAAGAAGGUGGAGACCAGAAAGGACGUGAAGAAGAUCCUUGAGGAGAGGUUCAAGACAGGAAAUAACAGGUGGUUUUUCUCAAAACUGAGAUUCUAAUCCGCGGAAGUGCGUACGGGUAUGUUGGAGAAGUGUUAAAGAAAGAC
Chara braunii is the source of this 549-nucleotide messenger RNA. The record is from the annotation of a GenBank genome assembly. Lineage: Eukaryota; Viridiplantae; Streptophyta; Charophyceae; Charales; Characeae.